Messenger RNA from Vanrija pseudolonga, 975 nucleotides. RefSeq lists its product as uncharacterized. NCBI's taxonomy places the organism in Eukaryota, Fungi, Basidiomycota, Tremellomycetes, Trichosporonales, Trichosporonaceae. The transcript has 2 exons. The coding region runs from base 16 to 903 and encodes 295 amino acids. The record is from RefSeq and is a predicted model, not a curated record.
CUCUCUCUCCUCGCCAUGCCGCGCACAGUCGACAUUGGCGGCCUCAUCUUCCACCCAGACUUUACCGAGCCGCGAACAGCCGGCAUCCUACAAUCCUCGCAAGGCGUGCACUUCCACUUCGACCUCGGCACGCUCGCUAUCCUCUCAUCCUUCUUCCGAGAUCUCCCCGACCUCCCCCUCCCAAGGGAUGAAGACCCAUCUGGGGCGCGCGUGAUCCCCCUGCCAUCUGCGACGACCGACGCGCUAGCGCUCGCUCUUAACCUCAUCUCCGAUGCCUUGAGCGUGCGUGACGCGCACAAGCGGCGCAAAACUGAGCUCGACUGGCCGCGCCGGCCGACUCUCGACUCACUCAUCGCCAUCACCAACGCAUACGACCUGCCCCUCGUCGCUGAUACGUUUCUUGCACGCUCCGCACGGCAAGUGAAGACUGGGGAGCCGAGCCUAUGCUAUGAGCGUCUCGCGUUUGCGGCUGCUACCGAGUCGCCAUACCUCCGCCAAGCGGCCCACGCGACCAUGUUCCGCCGCUGGCGACACGCGGGCGACUGGAGUCGCAACAUCCUCAAGCGGCACCCCGAGGGCAUGAUUGCGUACCUCGAUUUUCAGCGUAUACUGGGCCACUGCGUGCUAGGGUGGUCCGUAGACCUGCAGGAAGCGGCGGUUAAGCUGCUCUUUGAGUGUGAUCGAGGGGACCCAGCAAGACCAAACAGCAAGGCGAUCCGUGACCUCAUACGCGAGCUCGACGACGUAGUCCCCCAGGAGAUCUUUGACAAGCGGCACCCUAUCCCGGCCACUGCUGAUCGCAAACUGCAGAAGUUGGUCAGGGAACAGAUCGUAGUGUUGAGGGAGGCGCUCGAGCUGUCGGAGACCAAGGACCCGGGGCUCAGUAUCAACCUCAGUAACUAGGAGCACGGCUAUUUCCCACCCGUGUCAUCAUGGGGCAUGGAAAUCGAUUCUUGCCACCUCACACGGCUUGCC